UAAUGCGAUUCGGCUUUGGAAAAGGCCUGGAAAUAUAGAAUAUAAAGAAUCGGCUCUUACCCCUCCCACCGAAGCCAUUCGUUGCUUCAACCUGCCCCCCUCGACCGGAUCUAACGGGGCCGUAGUUAAACCCUGGAGCGCCUCUUCACCUACGCAACAAGAACUCUCACAUUUCUUUCUCUGAGCCCCUCUCUCCGUGGACUGAAUCUGAGCACAAAUUUAAGUGUGAUGGCGACACGGAUGGCUGCGAGAUUUGUGUCCAGAAGGCUGUAUAGCGGUGGCGGUGGCGGUGGCGGCAGAAUACUUAGUGAGGAGGAAAAAGCUGCGGAAAAUGUUUACAUUAAGAAAAUUGAGCAAGAGAAAUUAGAGAAGCUUGCUCGCAAGGGUCCUCAACCUGACAAUGUGGCGGCGGCAGGCUCAGGGGGUUCGGUAACUGAUGCCAAACCCGGCUUGGGUUCAACAGGAACAUCAUCUGCUGAGAAAGUUUCAACUGACAAGUACCGGAACUAUGCAGUUGUCGCUGGCACCAUUACAAUUCUUGGUGCUCUGGGGUGGUACCUUAAAGGCACUGCGAAGAAGCCAGAAGCGCAGGAUUGAGGCUCACUUUGAUGAUUGCAUUGGUGCAUGUUCUCAUAGUUUGGUAAUGGUAGCAGCAGCUAGACAAAUAAAUAACCACACAAUACCUUUGUUCUUGGUUCCAACAUGCUAUCAAUAUGAUUGGCUUCUUUUAUGUUUUUGAUAUUUUUGCAGAUGAUCUAUAUUUUCUAGAUUCUACGCACUUUGCGUGAGGACUGAGGAACAUCGAAUUUGUUUUGACUGAAAUAGUUAUAAUGGAGAUUGAUAAUUUGUGUU
This is a messenger RNA of Prosopis cineraria, 852 nucleotides long. RefSeq lists its product as uncharacterized. NCBI's taxonomy places the organism in Eukaryota, Viridiplantae, Streptophyta, Magnoliopsida, Fabales, Fabaceae. The transcript is spliced from 4 exons. Bases 229 to 597 code for a protein of 122 amino acids. The record is from RefSeq and is a predicted model, not a curated record.